AACAGAUAAAUAUUAAAUGGCGAAAAAAAAAUUGUGAUUUCCAAAGGUCACUCGUUUGCGAUGAUUAAAGUUAUAUCAACAUUGAUAUAUGUUUCUUCAUAUAUAAACGUGACUUGAAUUGAAGCAAAUCAGUUGAACGUUUCUGACCAACAAUGAAAAACAGCAACAGGUUUUUAGAUUAUUUCCAGGGAAAGUGCAUUUUCAUAACGGGAUGCACAGGUUGCGUAGGAUUAGCUCUUGUGGAGAAACUCCUAAGAUCAUUUCCUCAAGUGCAUAAAAUUUGUUUACUAAUUAGACCAAAACGGUCCAAAAAUGUGUCAACAAGAAUAUUAAAUUAUUUUGAUAAUCCAAUAUUUUCGGUGAUGAAAGAAAUGCACAAGGAUUAUUUAGAAAAAAUCAUUUGGAUGGAUGGUGACAUAGUGAAACCGAAUCUCGGAUUAAGCCAGGAAAAUCUUGAUUAUAUUUACAAUAACGUAAAUAUUUUCUAUCACAGUGCAGCUUCAGUUAAAUUGGUGGACAACUUGAAGAAUAGUAUUAUAAACAAUAUUUAUGGUACUGAAAUGGUUUAUAGCGUUGCUGAAGCUUGCAAGAAAAUUGAGUGUUUUAUGCAUGUAUCUACGAUCUUUUGCAGUCAUGGUUUUUCUCGGUCAGUAUUGAAAGAGCAAAUCCCGCAAAAUCCAGUAAAUCCAGAUCGUUUACUCGAGAUGGCUAAGAGUAUGAGCAUUAAUGAACUUGAAGAAAAUUGUAAAGAAUCUAAAAAUUGGUCAAACAAUUACGUUUUCACCAAAAACGCUACAGAAAAUCAUCUUGGCAAUAAGAAAGAUAAUAUAAAAAUAGGAAUUGUCAGAGUCGGUUGCGUGAUGGAAAGCUAUAAGGAACCGUAUCCUUCCUGGUUGAUAAAUGAAAAUGUGUUUAAUGUAAUUUUGAAAAAUGUUCUAAACGGAAUAGCUUUCAACAUAAAAGGAAAUGCUAGCGCCUAUUGCACUCCAAUAGAUUUAUGUAUAAAUGCUUUAAUAGCCUCAACAUACGACACUACGCAUUAUACAGAAAAUCUUAAAGUUUAUAACGUAGCAACAAAUCGACCUACUAUCAAUGAAAUAUACAAAAUAUUUGUUAAAGAAAACGUGAAGGAUCCUUGGUUGAUCUUUGGUAGUUUGAAGUAUAGGUUUCUGUGUCACCUGAAGGAUUUGGUUCUUGAGAUGAGUGGAAAACGCGGGAUUUUCGUUAGGGAAAUGGAGAAAAUGGAUAAAUUUGUAGAGAUUGCACGAGAUGGCUUAUGUGACGAGUUAUAUUGUCAUACAGAAAAUUUGGAUGAACUUUGGAAAAAUCUCAAUGAGAGUGAAAGAGAAUUGCUGUUUUUUAAUUUAAAUGACAUUGAUUUUGAGAAAUAUGUGAAAAGUUGGUUCAAAAUGGAAAAAAAAUAUAAUCCUUUGGAUCCAACUUCCACAAUGUUACAUUUAGCAAAACUGUAAUAUAAUUAAAUAAUUUCUUGUUUCUUUAUUUUUAAUAAGAUAUUAUAAUUUGAUAAUCAAUCUGGGAUAA
Nicrophorus vespilloides is the source of this 1542-nucleotide messenger RNA. RefSeq names its product putative fatty acyl-CoA reductase CG5065. Gene Ontology annotation, cellular component: peroxisome. NCBI's taxonomy places the organism in Eukaryota, Metazoa, Arthropoda, Insecta, Coleoptera, Silphidae. Gene Ontology annotation, biological process: long-chain fatty-acyl-CoA metabolic process. The transcript is spliced from 5 exons. Bases 153 to 1472 code for a protein of 439 amino acids. Gene Ontology annotation, molecular function: alcohol-forming very long-chain fatty acyl-CoA reductase (NADP+) activity. The record is from RefSeq and is a predicted model, not a curated record.